Messenger RNA from Lingula anatina, 1868 nucleotides. RefSeq names its product organic cation transporter protein. The record is from RefSeq and is a predicted model, not a curated record. Gene Ontology annotation, biological process: transmembrane transport. Gene Ontology annotation, molecular function: transmembrane transporter activity. Gene Ontology annotation, cellular component: membrane. NCBI's taxonomy places the organism in Eukaryota, Metazoa, Brachiopoda, Lingulata, Lingulida, Lingulidae.
ACAGUACUGAGUAGUAACGUCGACCUAUGCGUUUCAUCUUACCUGAUCGUCAAUUUAAUUGUGGACGCAGCAAUCUCAGAUCGAUCUUACAUUGUUCGAUAUGGGCCUACCCAUUAAAUAGGCGAAAUGUAAACAAGCAUCAAUCGAACCGACAUAAACAGCCGACAUUAAAGUAAUUUAUUAACGGCAUGAUUUGCAGAGGAGACCGAGGUGGCAAGGUGCCCAGAGGCCGACGGUUAAAUCUCUGCCUUCCAGGUGGGUUUAUUUUCGGCAAUACUACGAAACCCUACCCUCCACCAGGCUGACGAGCUGGGCCACUGAUCUUCUCAUUCCUCGAUCUCUUGUUGUUAACAGAAACCAUUACAACCGUUACUGGCGUCCAAAGGAAGACGCGUUUCCCUGGCGACAGAUAAGGACCAAAAUGAAAAAGUGAGAAAAAACAAUUUGUCUAGCAGGCUAGCAGACCUAAACCUUUACAAACAAUGAACUUCGACGAAUUUCUUAAAAUUCUAGGCGAGUUUGGUUCGUACCAAAAGCGAAGAUAUGCCUUGAUAUGCAUAAUGGCGUGUUACUCCGUAUUAUCUACAUUAGGCAUAGUGUUUUACGGCGCCGAACCUGAACACCAUUGUAAACUACCUACGUCACAGGUGGAACACGUGACCAAGCUGUAUGGAAACGUCACACGUGACGAGCUCUUAGAGCUGUUUGUACCGUACACGAAGGAAGGAAAACGAAGUGGUUGCGCACUGUAUCGCUUUAACCUAGGGUCCAUGAAUUCAACAGUCAUCGCAUUGCUGAAGAAUAGUUCCCUAGGUGGGGAUACUGUAGAUGAAAUUGCAUCAACGAUGAAUUAUACGCUUGAUAAUGACCCAGAUAUUAUCUGGAAUCUUACUCUUGGAGAGAGAACCGACGCCCAUCCUUGUCCUGGCCAAAGAGAGUACAGCAAGGAUAUCUAUAAAUCCACCGUUGUUUCUGAGUUUGACCUUACGUGUGAGAAUGCUUGGCAACUCAGCACGUGCAAUUCUGUAUUUUUCGGCGGUAAACUGGUGGCCUUGCUGGUAGCGGGCGUGAUGUCGGAUCGGUUCGGACGCCGUCCAGUUUUUCUGGUGAGCGUAAUACUUCUAGCAGCCUCUGGGAUUUCGCUGGCGUUUGCCCCAAAUAUGGCGGUGUUUUCCGUACUUUACGUUAUCCAGGGUGCAAGUGACGCCAGCAUGUAUAUGACGCUGUAUACCAUGGGGAUGGAAUUUGUGGGUCCGAGUAAGAGGAAGAUCACCGGCUUGUUUAUGACUGUUUGCUUUGGAUUAGGCCACUCGCUUUUAGCAAUCGAAGCGUACCUGCUCCCAAACUGGAGACAUCUAGCUUUGGUGGCAAGUUCACCAGGUGUUAUUUGCAUAUUCUUUUGGUUCUUCCUAUCAGAGUCCGUGCGCUGGUUACUAGCACGUGGCAGGCAUGAGGAGGCAAAGAAGAUCGUUAACAAAGUAGCCGUAGUUAACAAGGUUAAGCUUGAGGAGGCCACAUUGGAGCGUCUUUUCACAGAGGGAGACGAGGAAAAAAAGACAUCUACGCACACCCCUAUUGACUUGUUGAGAACUUGGAAUCGAGCGAAACUAACCAUUAUUAUCAUUAUAUGCUGGUUAAUAAACGACUUAUGCUACUAUGGUCUUGCUCUUCACGCCCAGGGGCUUGGUGGCAGCAUAUACCUGAACUUUGCCUUACUGGGAGCUGCAGACAUUCCAGGACAUAUAGUGGGCAUGUUCAUUUUGGAUAAAGUUGGGAGAAGGAAAAUUCUGCUAGUGACACUGCUACCCGGGGGAGUUGCCUGUAUAGUGUCAGGCUUGCUCACCAAAGCAAAUACCUACAGUGGUUGA